AUGCAGCGAGAUCCAGCAUCUCCUGCCUCUCAUACCUCCGCUUCAGCACAAGCCGACUACAACCUCUCACCUCCUUCGCUAUGGCAGGAUGGUCGGAAACGGAAGAAUGCUCCGCCUGGCUCGCGGAGCGUCGAUACCCUCACGCCCGAACAGCUGGCCAAAAAGCGUGCCAAUGACCGUGAAGCCCAACGCGCAAUCCGAGAGCGGACCAAGCAGACCAUUGAGAACCUGGAGCGGAGAAUACAGGAGUUGACAUCCCAUCAGCCAUAUCAAGAGCUCGAGGCCGUCAUCAGACAGAAAGAUGCUAUCCAAGCAGAGAAUGAGGAGAUUCGCAGGAGGCUUGCGUCAGUCAUGUCCAUCAUUCAACCCAUUCACAAUGUCCAGGCUGGACUGAUUCAGACACAUCCUGUUCUCAAUCCUCUGUUUCCUCCAAGUAACGGCACACAAGCCAGCCCAACCUCCUUCCAUAUCCAGCGAAAUGGGCAGACUGCCUUCUCCGUCUCUCCCAUUCUGUCACAAGGCCAGUCAGAAACACCACCGCAUCCUCCACAGUUGGGAGGAGAAGGAGUCGAGGAUCACAGGCCUUCAUCCACGUCAAGAGAUGCACUGAACAACCAACGAGACAAUCUACAACGGAGCCUCGAACUGAAUGAGGGUGGGGAGCGUGUCAACUUCGGAUUUCUGCUCGAUCUUUUGGGACAACGAACAGGCAAUGCACGCGCGCAAAAUCACCCUCACCCUCGACCACGACCACGACCUCAGCCCAGCCUCAGCUCCCCGUACCCAGCCCUUCCCGAUCAAUUGACACUUCCCACGACACGUUGGAGUGUCCUCCCCAAGAUCAGUCCUCCUACGUGCCCCCUCGAUAGUUUACUACUCAAACUCCUACAAUCUCGUCAGCGCGACCCCAUCAGCGGCGCCAACACACUCCCCACAACACCAAGUUAUCCUUCUGUUUCGUCUCUUCUGAAUCCCAGUGGGCCUCGUCGAUCGCUGGAUGACAUGUCCCAACUCAUGACAGACAUCAUCUCCAAGUUCCCCAACAUUUCUGGAUUGCCAGAACAAGUAGCGACAUUGUUUAUCAUGUUCACCCACAUGCGCUGGCAAAUCCAUCCUACCAAAGAGAACUACGAGCGCCUCCCUGAAUGGUUCCGGCCUACUGCAGCACAAAUAUUCCAACCUCAUCCCGCAUGGAUGGACCACAUCCCAUGGCCGCGGAUGAGAGAUAGGGUUGUGGUGAACCCUCAGGAUUAUCCAUUUGAUGAUUUCUUCUUCCCUUUCACAGCCGAUUUAUCUGUCAACUGGCCAUAUGAUCCGGUGGAUUGUCUCCUCAGCACUUCCGAGAAAGAAGAACCAGUUAUCAACCCGGUGUUCGAGAGCCACAUUCGACGCCUGGAGAACUGGAGUUUGGGACCGUUGUUUGCCGAGACCUAUCCUAAUCUGGUGGAGACGGUGAGAAUAAAGGAGAAUGAACCCGGGCCAAGCUGA
This is a messenger RNA of Fonsecaea nubica, 1488 nucleotides long. RefSeq lists its product as hypothetical. Gene Ontology annotation, biological process: regulation of DNA-templated transcription. The coding region runs from base 1 to 1488 and encodes 495 amino acids. Gene Ontology annotation, molecular function: DNA-binding transcription factor activity. NCBI's taxonomy places the organism in Eukaryota, Fungi, Ascomycota, Eurotiomycetes, Chaetothyriales, Herpotrichiellaceae. The transcript has 2 exons. The record is from RefSeq and is a predicted model, not a curated record.